Messenger RNA from Rhipicephalus microplus (southern cattle tick), 4107 nucleotides. RefSeq names its product excitatory amino acid transporter 5-like. NCBI's taxonomy places the organism in Eukaryota, Metazoa, Arthropoda, Arachnida, Ixodida, Ixodidae. Gene Ontology annotation, cellular component: plasma membrane. The record is from RefSeq and is a predicted model, not a curated record. Gene Ontology annotation, biological process: L-glutamate transmembrane transport. Gene Ontology annotation, molecular function: L-glutamate transmembrane transporter activity; glutamate:sodium symporter activity; neutral L-amino acid transmembrane transporter activity.
AAAAUGGCGGACAGGCGUCAGCCCGCGCGCGAUCGGCGUAGUGAGCGAGUUGAGCGAGCAGCGGACGAUGAAGACAGUAGCGGCAGUAGCAGCAGUUCGGAAGGGCAGAGUGACACCGGUUCUAACUCCAACUCACUUAAUGCGUUUGCUAACGACGGUGGCUUUCUCGAGAGAUUCAAGCAAAUGCAGGAAGCCUGUAAGCUGCAAGCCGCUUCGCAGGAAGCGCCUCAGUUCGCUGUCCCGCGGUCCGACAGCGCCGACACCACUUCGGCGAGCAGCGAGAAAAGCGAACCCACCGAAGCGGACGCAGCCGCUACAGCCAAGAAACGGGCUCUCCCAUUCGUGGGUAAAAGAAGGGGUGGAAAAGUUCUAAAGACGGGAGUUGUCCACAAGCCGAAGGUUGAAGAUGAGGAGGAGCUUCCUAAGGAUGCCUGGUCAAGGUACUUGGCCGAAGUGCGCAAAUACCGAGAACGCUCAUGCGACGAUGAAGAGAAGACCCGGCCGCUCGUCAAGUGAUGAACGAAACGAGUAAUGGAGUGGGACAUUGCAACGCCCAUGGAUCCACUUGCCUACACAUGCUGCGCUUCAACUGCACAGGCACUCUUCUUAAUGGCUGCCAUCAAUACCUCCUAUUGCUGAGUUGAAGGAUGUAUGUCGAGUAAAGUUAACAAAUCUGCUAUGCAGCCUAUUGCUGUCAGCAGUCUAGCAAUGUCUCAUGUAAUUCGGCUGGAAAAACAUAUCGAUGGUUGACAGUGCAAUGUACCACAUAUUUAUACUGUACAUAUAUUACUGUAAUAAAAUUUGAUGAUGGGUGAGCAGCGUACAUUAGCAGAGCUUUGUAGUCUGUCUGGUUUUCCACUAAUGCAAAGGCGUAGAGUAAUACCGAAUAGCAUGUGCUGUAGCCACCACCACGUCAAGUGGCACUAUCUAUAGAGGGGGGCAAGAAACACAUAAUCCUGAGAUUCUAGGAGUGCCAAUCGCUAUGCCCACAGCAUUCAUUUGAGUAUGUCACUCGAAAACGGUGCCAAAACUAUGCCUUACUGUCAGAGCAUCAAGACAUGAAUUCAAAGUAAAAUUAAAGGCAUCUGCUUGAAACUAGCAAGCUACAGUGCACACGAUGGCCACUUGAUUGAUUCAAGGUUGAUGGCAACCGAUUUCGGCGGUGCGGCUACGCAAUGCAUUAUUUAUAGUAGUUGUGUUCCGGACAGACUAAAAACCUCUAGUGACAGUGUAAGUUCAAGAAGUUUGCUUGCAUAGGGAAAGUCAAGAUUCUGUCUGCAUUUUUGGUAGUUAUGCGUGAAUCGACAAUACUGAACUGAAAGAAGCAAUACUAGAUAUUUAGCCAAUAUGCCAAUGUAAUUUAGAAACUGUAGAACAGAUUCAAAUUCAUAAUGUAGGGCAAAAAAUGACAAAAUGGACACAAAAAACAACACGCCACUAGCGCUUGUAGUGUGUUGUUAUUUGAGUCUGUCUUGUUUUUAGCGCUGCGUUAAAAAUUUGACCCGGCACCAAUUAGCCCAGGAACAAGUCCUUCUGCCGAACAGUUUGAUAUUGACUUUUAUGGGGCAGGUUGUAGCACAGAAUUUAUUGAAAUUGAGCAUCUGUUUCAUUUAGUAUGUGAAAUUCAAUUUUCUUCAUUUGAGUAUAUAGGCCUUUGUAAAUUUUUUAAAUCUUUAAUUCUGAGAGAGUGCAUGUUGCGUUACAACAGGUGCUGGCAACGUCCCAUUUCAAAUGGACUGAGCUGUCUUGAAACAGAACUUCUUUAAAUAUAUGCAGUUAGACAUUCUAGAGAUUGCAGAAAAAGCUGGAGGCAUUGUUCCAAAUAAAUCAGAAGUGAGCUGUCUUACUUGAUAAAUAAAAUUUCAUCGGAUAUUCAUGGCUGGACAUCCUAGAGACUGCUUUUUGGUGAGAAGGUGUAUGUAGGGAAUGUAGCACAGCAGUUUUCAUGAUUUCCUGUGCAAUUCUUCUCUCUAUUUUCACUCCUUCCCAAAUGCUGAUUGUGUUGCGUCACAGUGAAUGCUUAUAGCAUGAAGCUCAUGCUGUAUGAGGCUUUGGUUUUUCAAACUGUGUUCAGGCACUUGUGGUUGACCUUUUUUUUUCCCCACAAAUUAUUAGUCUGGCUGACAUUUCUUUUUUAAGAGGGAGAAGGAGGCUCCUAAAAAUGGUCUAGCAUGUGCUCAGCUUGGUAACUGUGGUUCUCAAUUUCUUGCAGGUUUAAUUUAUCAUUAAAUGGUACUUUGCUUUCUGUAAUUUUUUUGUGUAAUGCUGUCUGGCUCAACUUGAUUUUUUAGGUAAAUUGUCAAGGUCUUCUGUGAACACGCACAACCAUUCUUACGUCAUUUUGCAGUGUAAAAGAAAAUAAAUUUGACAGUGACUAGAAUUUAGGAUAGUGCUUGGUGCGGAAGGUAGUUAAAGAAAGAUGCGACUUGACAUGUGCUUAAUUAUGUAAUGUUCCGAACGGCUUGCCCAAGGCAAUAACUGUCAAUUUGGUGGUUAGUGUAAUUGUUUGUAUUCAUGUUGCAAUCAUUGUAAUUGCAGCAACAAUUUCAGUGUUAUCUCUUGUAGCGGUUCAGGUUUGUAAAAGCAACUAUAUUAUUGCACUAGCUUUGGCCAGCUUUUCAUUAUAGCUUUCUAAAUACUGGCAAUUGAGCUAUCUAUAUUUUUGAACAAGUUAAAUGGAACAGAGGUUGGGCAUGGUCUGCGGAGAAAGUCGCUAGAUUCAAUCUCUGGGAGAACAUAUGAGAAUAUUUGUAGGCCUGCAUCAAAUACACGCCCCGUAAUACUGUUUAGACGCUGAGCUGGUAAAGCAUGUUAACUUCAUCCUAAACAUUCAACUUAGCAGUGCCUGUUCUUUAUCUGCGAUCAAAUCUUUGCAUCUGCACUGGCAGCUGCAAACUGCAGGUGAAAGUUUACCUAACCAAUGGGGAUCAUACUGGGCACAUGAACUUCCAAGAUUAGCACAUCUAGGCAGUUUAAGUGCUUUUGUUUUGGAACCAUGGGAAGAUUGGGCACUUCCAGCUGAAAAUCACAAGUUCAGUGUGGUCACAUUUUGAAUGGGUAAAUAAGAAUUUUUGGCAGUACGAGUGAGGAUCUUGGGCAGCGUAUCCUUUUUUGUAUUUCAACUCGUUAAGCAGUUAAAGCAUACCAGAGCAGCAACCUACCAAAAAGUAUUCUGAAAGCUGUUUCAGCAAUGCCUGUUUUUAACUCGCAUGACCCACUAGCAGUUAUGCCUUGAGAAAACCUGUGAGAAAACACAAUUUUUACUUUUUGUGUAGAGUUAAUUUUGAGGAAAAUGAGUGAAAUUUUAUUUGAGGCAAAUUAGUUGUUAAUAAAAAAUAAUUACAGGUAUAGCUCAGUGUAACUUUAUUAUAACAUGUUAGGUAUGUAGUAUUUUAUGAAUAUUUGACAAGUUUAUAGUCUUUUUUGAAACAUUCAUAGUAUCAAAUAUGAUUUAGUGGGCAUUACAGGGAUGCUGACAUUGCCAGAAAUAUUAAGAAAAUUAGCACUAGACUUGAUUGACCAAUUGAAAAGGCAUUAUUCGCAGACUAAUCUCCAGCAGGGCCACAAAACAAUGCACACGUGAUUACUUUGAUUUAAGUUUAGUUUGUCAAUAAGGGCACUGGUACUGAUCAGCAGGACUAGUUUGAUGUGUAUGGACUGUACAGUACUCAUCAUUUCUUUAGUGUAACCACUGAGUGUGCAUAAAUACUCGCUGUAACCACAUCAUGUGGUAAAGAAACGAUAAUGUUCACUCGUAUCUAUGCAUUUGAGGUGAAAUCACUCUGAUAUGAUCCAUAGUGAGUACGGUGGAAACGAAAAUAUCUGCGCUACUUAGCCCUAAAUGCUUCUUUUUAAUCUGCGACUACUGCACAUGUGAUGCUUGCUAAAAUUUUUAAAUCGAAUGCAUUAAACAUUCGGUAUGAGUAAACGAUUCAGUGUUUCUGGUGUGCUGAAUGCAACUUUCGUAAAACAGCACUUGCUGUGUACACAUGUUGUGUGCAAAUGAGUGCUAUGUCUAUGGCAUGCUUGUUAUCGUUAUACUUGUAUGUCUCGAGAUACCCAGUUUGAAUGUACAGGAUCAAUAAAAGCUCUACUUAUAAGAUGCCA